CUAUGCGUAUUAUUUUUUUCUAAAAGGCAAAUGGAGGUCCUCCCAUCUACUGUACAACACUGACACUCUUUUUCAUGAGCAAUUAUCUCAUCUCACAAGCCUUGGCUAUUUGGAUACAAGGCAGUGAUAAACUGGCCAUUGAAUUUGCAUAGUGGAGUAGUAAAGAAAUAGGAAAUUGCCAAUGAAACACAUGGUCUCCAUCUUAUUUCAGCGAUAGAUUGGUGACCGGAGUGCAGAUGAAGCCUGUUUAAUAAGAACUGAAUGUACAAGUGCUCAAACAGGUUUGCCCCUGUGUUUGCUGAUCACCUGUCAGGUGAUCACUGUCAACCGCGUUUAAAUAUGGAUACACUCCGGCAGUAGUUUAUUUGUAAAAUGGAACUAAUGGAGGACAAUUAAAGCUUAAAAAGAGCUGUACAUGGAAAAAGACAUGGUUUUCUUUACCACUUUGAUUCUGUCUUUUGGAGAAAUCCAACUGCUAUUCUCAGAGGAAGUGGAGUAUAGUAUUUUGGGCAUAUCUGCUGUCCUUUUCCUUAUAGCCCUCUGUCUUUUGAUAUGGCUGAUUUACCGCUACUGUACACGGUUUCCUGUUUCACAAAGAGCCGCAGAUGGCCCGUUGGCUAAAAGCGGAGGUUUCCAGUAUGCUACACAAACACGAGACUCUAUGAUGGAGGUUCAUUAUGAGGAACUGAGCCACCGAGUGUCCCCUGGCACCUCUUGCACCAACCUGGGCAGUAGUUUAGACCAGGAUAGCAUGGCUGAUCUUGAAGAGGAGCACAUCCAGGGAUCUCUGCGAUUUUCACUGUUCUAUGAUCAGCUGCAGUCCAGACUGGUUGUGACGGUACUGGACGCGCAAGAUCUGGCUGUGCGAGACUUCAGUCACAGUGUGGACCCUUUUGUUUGGGUGAGGUUAAUGUGGGCAGAGAGAGAAGAUGAGGAGCAGUGUCCACUGCACAGUGUGCUGGACGAGUGGCAGACGCGUCUAGUGAAGAAGAGCUGCUGUCCUGUGUUUGGAGAUCAGUUCUCUUGUUCUCUGGCUGAGGAGGAAGUAUCAAGAGUCACUGUUAGAUUUGAGGUUAGGGACUUUGAUAAAUACUCAAGACAUGGAAUUCUGGGAGAGGCUCGUGUUCCCCUGAACAGUCUGAAGAUGUCAGAUCCACUGGAGUUAAGACAGGAUCUGCAAGUACCCAAGAAAGACAUGGUUGGUGAGGCGCUGCUCUCUCUGAAAUACUUGCCGACAUCUCAGAGGCUGGAGGUGGGAGUGUUGAAGAUCCGCACAGUCUGUCAUUCAAAUAAAACAGAGAGAGCUCUUUAUGCCAGAAUCAGCAUCAUCUGCAACCAGUGCAAACUUCGACAUCAGAGGACAACACAGAAGAUGUGCUGGGAGGUGACUGUGUUUAAUGAGGUCCUGACCUUUGUGCUGCCAGAUCAACAUAUAAGAGAGUGCUCCAUUAUAGUGUCUGUUUUCGAACUUCAGCCUUCAAAGAAGUCCUCCAAGCGCUUGGUUGGUAACAUCCACCUCAAAAAGGACAAGACCUCAGAGAAUGAGCACUGGAAGCUGAUGAUGCAAUCACUACGACAGCCAAUCGCUAAGUGGCAUUUAAUCUUCAUCUGAAUAUUGACGCACACACAUGCUCACAUUUCCCGAGGUGGGAGGUUGAACUUCCGACUUUAGAGUGUGUUUUCAGGUUGGAAUGUGGAAACAACUUGCGCUGUCAGGGAUAAAAAGCUCUGAAGGAUUGUUAUGUUUUUUUCUCUAGAUACUUUUGCAACUCUUUCACUCUCUCACCAUUCGUAUUUAUAUUUCAACUAACCAUAUGUAACAGAAGAGAUGCAUCAUUUUUAUAAUUUAAUAAAAAAUAAAGUCACAAACAUAUCCACCACAUCUCAAAUUAUGAAUUGUGUUUAGUGAUGUUCUGCGAUGGACAUUUUAAACAUGUUUGGAAUACAGGGACUGACACCGUUGUCUUGCUAAAGCUAAUUUCAAAGCUGACAUUUAAAUGCAUGCAGCUAGAUAUUUUCACACUUUAAUGUAAUUAGUUAGCAGUGAUUUGUCAAAAAUACAGCUUGUUUGGAAAAGAUGAACAAUAAUAUUAGUUGAAAAGUGA
Rhinichthys klamathensis goyatoka is the source of this 2105-nucleotide messenger RNA. RefSeq names its product synaptotagmin XIX (gene syt19). The transcript is spliced from 7 exons. Bases 416 to 1612 code for a protein of 398 amino acids. NCBI's taxonomy places the organism in Eukaryota, Metazoa, Chordata, Actinopteri, Cypriniformes, Leuciscidae. Gene Ontology annotation, biological process: regulation of calcium ion-dependent exocytosis; calcium-ion regulated exocytosis; vesicle fusion. The record is from RefSeq and is a predicted model, not a curated record. Gene Ontology annotation, molecular function: calcium-dependent phospholipid binding; SNARE binding; clathrin binding. Gene Ontology annotation, cellular component: synapse; axon.